Messenger RNA from Girardinichthys multiradiatus, 2236 nucleotides. It is a transcript of the gene dpagt1, whose product is annotated as dolichyl-phosphate (UDP-N-acetylglucosamine) N-acetylglucosaminephosphotransferase 1 (GlcNAc-1-P transferase). Gene Ontology annotation, molecular function: UDP-N-acetylglucosamine-dolichyl-phosphate N-acetylglucosaminephosphotransferase activity. The record is from RefSeq and is a predicted model, not a curated record. Gene Ontology annotation, cellular component: membrane. The coding region runs from base 297 to 1535 and encodes 412 amino acids. The transcript has 9 exons. Lineage: Eukaryota; Metazoa; Chordata; Actinopteri; Cyprinodontiformes; Goodeidae. Gene Ontology annotation, biological process: protein N-linked glycosylation; dolichol-linked oligosaccharide biosynthetic process.
AGUGACUUCCGUAACUUAAUGGUUGAGUAGUUAGGAGACGUGGAGUUCAGAGAGAGUCUAUUACGGCUUUCUACAGCAAUACCUUUAAUCAAAUAUGUUAUAAGCCGCGACUGUAACUUAUGGAGUUAUUUUGUCAUGGCGACAUAAUCACUAAGCGGUUUUCUGGUUUAAAAUGACAGCUUAACGUGAUGAUAAUUGAGUAAAAACACCCGGAGCGUCCUCAUCGGUCGUGUAAAAGGGUACACCGUGACUUUAGCUGCUGUAGAGCCGUGGUUUGAUGUGUGAUCACCAGAUUGAUGAGAAUGGGUGAAACCAUGUCCCCUGUUCCCGCCCUGCCGCUGGUCAUCAGCUGUUUCAUGUCAGUUCUGGGCUGCAUGGCCACACUCAAACUCAUCCCCGCCUUCAAAGAUCAUUUCAUCUCAGCCAGACUCUACGGGAUGGACCUAAACAAGACAAGCAAAAAAGAAGUCCCAGAGUCCCAAGGAGUAAUUAGUGGUACAGUCUUCCUCAUCAUCCUCUUCUGCUUCAUCCCGGUGCCUUUCCUCAGCUGCUUUGUGGGCGAUAAGUGCACAGGCUUCCCACAUGAUGAGUUUGUACAGCUGAUUGGUGCACUUCUGGCCAUCUGCUGCAUGAUUUUUUUGGGCUUUGCUGAUGAUGUGCUGAACCUGCGUUGGAGGCACAAGCUCCUUCUUCCUACCAUGGCUUCUCUGCCCCUGCUCAUGGUCUACUUCACAAACUUUGGCAAUACGGUCAUAGUGGUGCCCAAGCCCUUCAGAGCACUGCUUGGGAUGCACUUAGAUUUGGGUAUCCUCUAUUAUGUCUACAUGGGAAUGCUCGCAGUGUUCUGUACAAAUGCCAUCAACAUCUUAGCUGGCAUCAACGGCAUCGAGUCAGGUCAAGCCCUGUUUAUCUCUGGCUCCAUCAUUGUCUUCAACCUGCUGGAGCUCAGUGGGGACUACCGGGAUGACCACGUCUUCUCCCUUUACUUCAUGAUACCGUUCUUCUUCACCACAUUAGCACUUUUUUACCACAAUUGGUAUCCCUCGUCUGUGUUUGUGGGAGACACUUUCUGCUACUUUGCUGGGAUGACCUUCGCUGUGGUUGGCAUCCUGGGACACUUCAGCAAGACCAUGCUGCUGUUCUUCAUUCCUCAAGUGGUCAACUUUGUCUACUCUUUGCCGCAGCUUUUUCACAUUAUCCCUUGUCCCAGACACAGGCUUCCCAGGCUGAAUCCAGACACUGGUAAACUGUCGAUGAGCUACUCUAAAUUUAAAAAGAAAGACCUCUCCCAACUGGGACAACUCAUUCUGCAGGUGGCAGAGUUAUUAAAGGUGCUUGAGGUGAGGCGAGGCCAGGAGGGAGAUGGGGAUUUUAUUGAGUGCAACAAUAUGACUUUAAUAAACCUCGUACUAAAAUUCUUUGGGCCGAUCCACGAGAGGAAUCUCACAGUCACCAUGCUCAUCAUACAGGUGAUGGGCAGCGCAGUGGCUUUUGGGAUUCGUUAUCAUCUGGUGCGUCUCUUUUAUGACGUCUAGCCACCUCUAUAUUAAAGCUGAGAAAAUCUCAUUGUUGUGGAAAUACCUGUCUGUCGUUUUUCCACCUAAGAUUCCACCUGCAGGAAAGCCAAGACGCUAAGUUAAAACAUACAUUUCAAGCAUCUCAACAGCAGGACUGGAUCCAAGCAGGAAAUUCAACUGGUUGCUUAAUUUAUUGCAUAAAUCCUGAAAUCAUUUAUCUUUAAAAAAGGGGGUCAACUAUCUUCACCCAAAUUUGUGACCAAUUAAUGACCAAAUUUGUAAACAUGUAUGUCCACUGGGCAUCAUAGUGGGCUGUUGCAUCAAUCUACUGUUAAUGCAAACAUACAGGGGGAACAUUCUUCAUAACACUAGCAUAAACAGGAACCCGUGCAUUUGAGUUAAAGGUCAAUCAUUGUUUUUUUGGGGGUUUUUCUGUUUUGCUCCGAAUCAUCUCAGAAUGAUUGCUGUGAAGAAAUGCAGUUACAUAUGAGGAAGCUACAGUCAGUGUAGGGAAUAGGUAAACAGAAGGCAUAUUAGAAUAGAGAAACUGAUGAUAGUGUCUGGAUUGUUCUAAAAGUGAAGCUUUAUGAAGAGGAAAAGGUUAUGAAGUUGACUGGCACUUGAUUUCUUUCUUUAAGAAUGUAAUUACAACUGAGGCACUGUUUAUUUUUUGGAAUGAAUAUAAAAAUCAAAUAAAAAUGCUGAGUUUAUAUUUAAAA